Messenger RNA from Carica papaya (papaya), 2112 nucleotides. RefSeq names its product RNI-like superfamily protein (gene FBL17). Gene Ontology annotation, cellular component: cytoplasm. The record is from RefSeq and is a predicted model, not a curated record. Lineage: Eukaryota; Viridiplantae; Streptophyta; Magnoliopsida; Brassicales; Caricaceae. Gene Ontology annotation, molecular function: protein binding.
AAUUAAUGGCGCCAAAACUUCCAUAUUCUCCCGCGCCUCCAUGUCAAAACCCUCCUCCUCCCCCACCUUUAUCUCCUCCUACUCUCUCUCUCUCUCUCUCUGAUUCUCUGAACUCUUGCUCCUUUCUUUCUCCGCUCCAUUUCAUCUCAUUUCUCUUCAUCUCCGACGAUGCAGCAUCCCAAGCCACACAUUCCAGCUUCUAUCUCCGCCGGUUCUGCAAUCUCAUCUGAUUCUGAUCUGAAGCCGGCCAAGAAGCAGCGCGGCAGCUACAACUGCGGCCGAUGUGGUCUCCCCAAGAAGGGCCAUUCAUGUCAUCUUCCUCCUACUACCGCCGCCAACGCCACUCCCUCCCCUUCCGAUUCAUCCGCUGCUUCUGUACCUUCUUCUCUUUCCGCCAUUCGGACAACCACCUUGCCUCCACGCCAGCCAUACUCUCACCUCCGCCGCGCGCUCUCCUUCGAUGAUAUCGACAUUCGCUGCGACUCGAUUGAACCCGAAUCCGACAAUGAAUUGCCCGAUCCGGAUGUAGAUCAGGGGAGCUUCUACGGGGGGUUGCCGCCGGUGUGCUUGUGGGAGGUGCUUAGGAGACUACCGCCGGCGGGGAUUCUGGCGGCGGCGAGGGUAUGUAAGGGGUGGAGGGAUACAACUAGAAAGCUGUGGAGGGCAGCUGAGGAGCUCCGGCUUAGGGUGCCGGUUAGAGCUCAGAUUGGGUUCGUUGGAUCGCUGUUGCAGAAGUGCCCUGGGCUUGUCAGGCUUUCUCUUAGGAUGGAAAGUGAUUUGGAUGCAACGAUGUUAGCUUGUAUUGCGUUCUCAUGUCCUAACCUGGAGUGUAUGGAGAUAACUGCUUCUGAUACCGCAAUUAAUAGGAUUACUGGGGAUGAAUUGGGUCGUUUUGUUGCUGACAAACGCUGUCUUACAAGCCUUAAGAUGGAAGGGUGCUCCAAUUUAGGAGCUCUUGUCCUCUGUUCAUCAAGCCUUUCUAUCCUUUGGCUUUCAGAUCUGUCCUCACUCUCUAAGAUGGUUUUGAACUGUCCCAAUCUGAAAGAGGUAUCCCUAGAUUUUUCUUGCCAAGAGAAUGAUACUACCGAUCUUACCACAAUGGUUGAAGGCUUGGGGAGGAAUUGCCCGAGAUUGAAAAACAUUCACAUUGCAUCAGUCAGGCUUUCUCAUGCUUCUGUGCUAGCACUUACAGAUGCGAACUUGAGGGGGUUGCGAAUGCUUUCUCUAGUUCUUGGAUCCGAAAUCACUGAUGCAUCUGUUGCUGCCAUUUCCUCAAGUUAUUCAAACUUGGAGUUGCUUGAUCUAAGUGGGUCUAGCAUCAGUGACAGUGGCAUUGGAAUGAUCUGCAAUGUUUUUCCUGCUACAUUAUCAAGACUUCUCCUUGCUCUUUGUCCUAACAUCACCUCAAGCGGCAUUCAAUUUGCUGCUGCUCAACUACCUCUUCUUGAGCUCAUGGACUGUGGCAUGACCAUAUCGGAUCCCAAUUUACAAAGUGUAGUACCAGAUGAAAGUAGUGAGUCUGAGUUACAAAAAGCAUUUAACAGCAAAUUGCAUCUUAUAUAUCAGAAGCUGAUCAUCAAACAUAGCCGGUUAAAAAAGCUCAGUUUGUGGGGUUGUUGUGGUUUAGAUGCUCUAUAUUUGAACUGCCCAGAACUCAAUGACCUGAAUCUUAACUCAUGUACAAAUUUGCAUCCUGAGAGACUGCUACUCCAGUGUCCAAACUUGGAAAGUGUGCAUGCAUCCGGAUGUCCUGAGUUGUUGGUUGGAGCCAUCAAGAGCCAGGUCAAUGACAAAGAGACUGGUGCGGACAAUCAUUAUCCAUUUAAACGUUUAUCUGAUGGCUCAAAGAGAGUUCGGGUGCCACAUUUUCUACAUCAUCAGGCAGCAGAUGAUGAUAAGGCUAGAGUUGGAAGAAAGGUAGUGGAGUGCAAUGUGGUAGUUGGGUAAUUUUAACAAAUUUUAUGCAGACAGCAUUCUUAGAGCUCAUAAAAUGCAAAUAAAAUUUCAUGUAAUCAUCAUCGUUAUAAUAAUUGAAACCCCCUUCCGAUGUACAAUUUUUUUGAAGUACCAAUUCAAUUGUUUCCAGUUCCAAAAUUGGAAUUUUAAAGGGCC